AAUUACAUAAUAUCAUCAUGAUCAUAGGAUGCACAAUUCCUUUUAAUCUCAUGUGCUUCUUGUAAUGGGUGUCUGCAGAAAAACAUUAUUACUUACUCUACGUGUAUUGGCUUGCUAUUAGCAAUGCUCCUUAAGAUUGUAUACAUCCCAAUGGUUGCACAAUACAUCAUUCAACGCGCUAGGAAACGGUUGCCAAGGCAACCUUUAGCACUACAAUGGCAUAAUCCUACUGAAGAGCUUCGAAUCCUGUUAUGCUUCCAUGGACCCGAAAAUGUUCCUUGUGCCAUUAAUUUCAUGGAGAUCUCCAAGGGGGCAGGUGACCCAGGCAUAUUAGUAUAUGCUACUGACAUGGUAGAACUCACAUACCAAAUUGCUGACACAUUAUUAGUUCCAGGAGAAAUAGAUAGUGUAGAGGUGACAGAUUCAAAAGUAAUCCAAAUCAGAGAGCAAAUCACCACUGCACUACAAGAGUAUAUUCAGAAUAACGGAGAUGGAAUCACCCUUCGGAGAGCCAUGGCCUUAGCCACUUACAACACCAUGCACCAAGAAAUUUGCAACUUAGCAGAGGAUUCAAUGAUUAGCUUAAUUGUACUCCCAUUUCAUAAUGGUCCUCCAAUUGACGAACAUACAGAUUCCAAAGUUGCAGGAUUUAGAUAUGUUAAUCGCAAGGUACUUCGCAAUGCCCCAUGCUCCAUAGCAAUCAUGGUGGAUCGAGGUUUUGGUGCAAGCAAUCAAAUAUUGAAGUCAUUAAGCAGCGCUUUGAGUACUGUCGUUAUAUUUAUUGGAGGCAAAGAUGAUAGAGAAGCAUUAGCCUAUGCAAGUCGUAUUGCUUACCAGCGUGGAGUGAAGCUCACAGUCAUGAGAUUUCUAGUAGAUACUGAUGUAGAGAAUAAUAAUACGAGAAAAACAUAUCAGCAAGAAGAAGAGAUGGAGCUCGAUGAUGAAUGCUUUGCAAAAUUUUAUGAGAAGCAUGUUGCAGGAGGAAACGUGUCCUACUUGGAGAAACAUUUGGUCAAUUCAGCACAAGCCUACACUACAUUACAAUCAUUAGAAGGGCAAUAUGGACUUUUCAUUGUGGGCCGAGGAGGUCGGGUCAAUUCAAUGUUGACAAUGGGGAUGAAUGAUUGGGAGCAAUGUCCAGAAUUAGGGCCUUUAGGAGAUAUUUUAUCUGGACCUAAUUUUUCCACUACCGCCUCAGUUUUGAUUAUUCAACAAUAUAACCCUAAAGUUGAACCUAGGGGAGCAAAUGCCUGAGGAUUAUAGUUGGGUAAUUCCUUCAAUGUAAAACUUUAGAGCAAUGUUAUACGCAUUGGAAAUUAUUACAAAAUUAUGU
Messenger RNA from Chenopodium quinoa (quinoa), 1333 nucleotides. Its product is annotated as cation/H(+) antiporter 28-like. Bases 124 to 1254 code for a protein of 376 amino acids. Gene Ontology annotation, biological process: regulation of pH. The transcript has 2 exons. The record is from RefSeq and is a predicted model, not a curated record. Lineage: Eukaryota; Viridiplantae; Streptophyta; Magnoliopsida; Caryophyllales; Amaranthaceae. Gene Ontology annotation, cellular component: endomembrane system.